AUGCAUCGUUCCAAUACACAAACAUCGGUAUGUAAAAAUUGUCACUUUUUGUUAUUAUUUGAUUAUAAAAGAGUCGUUUUACAUAUAAGUAUGUCGGCACGACCUGUAUCAUCUAAUAAAAAAAGUAGUCGAAAAAGAAUUGAUUCAUCAUCGAGUAAGAAAGGUAAGAAAAAUAUUCCACAAGAAGAAGUUAUUGAUCAUCAUCAAAUACAAAUUGAUGGAUUAAUACGUGAACGUGAAGAAAUUCGUUCAAAAUUGAAUAGUAUCUGUUCGAAAAUAAUAGAAAAUAUUAAUAUUGAUGAUUAUCAAAAUGAAAUCGAUUUAACAAAACAACAACCAUCUGAUAUAUCUCUUGAUAAUUUAUUAUCAAUGAUUGAUAAUAUAUGUUAUUAUCGAACAGCUUUUUUAAAUCUUUUUCAAGAAAUAGACGAUAAAGAAAAACUUUCUAUUCAAAAACGUAUUACACAAUUAUCUGUUGAUGAACCAAAUCUAUUUCGAAAACGUCUUACAUCAGAUCAACGAUUAACAUUUGUUAUACGUGAACGUGAUUUAUGGAAAGAAAAUGCACAAUUACUUCAAAUUAUGUAUGCUACAAUAGUUGAUCAAUUAGAAAUGGGUAUAUUUAAAAAAUUAAAUUUAAAAACAACUGAUAUUCUUCAAUCACAUCGAUUAAAUCUUGAAGAUGUUUGUCGUAUUUUUUCAUCUCCUAAUAUUCGAUCAAUUAAUGAUGCAAAAAAAUUACAUUUAAAAAAAACAUUUAAUAAAGAACAUCAUGAAAUAAAAGAUCAAAAGAUUUCUUCUGAUUUUCAACAACAAGGUAAUAAUUCUUACAUAUUAUCACCAUCAUCUAUAAUUCCAUUAAAUCUAAAUGAAGACAAAGAACAUCAUCAUAAUAAUAAUAAUAAUCUAUCUUCAAAUACAAAACGAACUGUUUUAUUUGCUAAUGAAGUUCGUAUAAUUAAUGAUGAUAAACAAAUUGAUCAUCAACAAACAAAAAAUGAUGAACAAUUAAAAGAAAAUUUUUUUUCAUCAAAAUCUCAUCUUCCAUUAGCAAGUGAUACAUUAAUAGAUAAAAUGGAUUCAAAUUUACGUAUGUUAAUUAUCAAAGAACUUAGUAAAGAUAAUUAUAUUCAAAGGCCACCUUCAAGAAUGAGUUCGAAUUAUACUGAAAAUAUCAAUGAUUUUAAUUCUUAUCAAAAACAACAUCGAUCACGAAAUAGAUCACCUGAAUGGGUUGCAUUAGCACAAUUGAUUGGAAUAGAUCAAUCCGAAAUUGAUCAUUGGUUAUCACAAAGUCUUCAAUAUCCUGCUGGUAGAGUUAUAUCUACUUGGUGUAAUAGUAUAUUACCAUCACCAACUGUUGCUCAAUUAUAUUCUCUUCUUUCAACAAAUAAAUUAAAUCGAUUAGAUCUUGCACAUCAAAUUGCAACGAUGUAUAACGUUUAA
Molecule: messenger RNA, 1446 nt
Organism: Rotaria sordida
Lineage: Eukaryota; Metazoa; Rotifera; Eurotatoria; Philodinida; Philodinidae
Source: the annotation of a GenBank genome assembly